AUGGCGGAGAAGGACCCCACGGACGAGAGCUCUGGUGAGUUCAGUAUUUUCCUUGUGACUUUGUGUUGCAAGGAAUUUACAGUGGUCAUGGAUGACACAGUGCGGGAGCUUAAGGCCAAGCUGAGCGCACAGGACUCCUCCCUGAUCCCCGAAAUGGGAAUGCUGCUCUGCAAUGGCAGAGAGAUGGAGGACAACCUGACCAUGCAACACUAUAAAAUCACACCCCACUGCUUUUUAUACGAGACAGCAAUGUUGCAAGGUGGUGGUGGACACGUGAGAGUUCUAUCUUUAGGUAAGGUCAUGCCCGGUGCAGUGAGGCUGGUGGAGCUGCAUGGUGCCGCAGACUUAGAGCAAUGGAGCCUUAUGACAAGGACUGGCGAAUCUCUGAGAGCUCAGGCCUCAGAGAGCACAGAGGUGCAGUCUUCCAGGGAGAGACAUCAUCCUCCAAGGCUGGACUCAGGACCGCAGGGAAGCUGCCUGCGCUGCAUGCGGGAGCGUUUUCAAGAAGUGAUGCCAGAGAUAACCCAAGACCAUUUGAAGGACCGCAACAUGUACCGAGCUCACCUCCCUGGUGCAGGCACCUUCCAGUGCUCCAUCACAGGCCUCAGCUUCAAGGUGAAGUCGGCAGUGACCAUCACCUACAGAUAUGCCAGCUGGACCAGUCACCUGAGCAAGGCUGACCAGGAAACAUGGGUGCCCGCUGGCCCCCUCUUACACAUCACGGUGCAGCCUGGUGUGGUGCGGGCAGUGCAUCUCCCCCACUUCAUCUGCCUGGCAGAAGAUGUAAAUGCCAGCCUGUGCUCCAUUGCCCAUUUUAAAUCUGGGAAGAUGACCCUGGAGAGACCGACCAGGCUGAUUGCUUACUCUGCUGUCCUGGAGAAUCCCAGCUUCUCACUGCUUGGGGUGCUUUGGAGGAGGUUACGUUCAACCUUGUAUUUAUUCCCUAUGCACUCCUGGGUGCUGAUCUUCCAGCAGCUCAGUGCUGCAAAUACAACUCUCCACCUCUACCUGAUCCCAGAUGACAUCUCUGUGAAGAAG
This is a messenger RNA of Mesitornis unicolor (brown roatelo), 1038 nucleotides long. Its product is annotated as NACHT, LRR and PYD domains-containing protein 1-like. The record is from RefSeq and is a predicted model, not a curated record. Gene Ontology annotation, molecular function: protein binding. The transcript has 7 exons. NCBI's taxonomy places the organism in Eukaryota, Metazoa, Chordata, Aves, Mesitornithiformes, Mesitornithidae. The annotation marks the transcript as partial. Gene Ontology annotation, cellular component: canonical inflammasome complex.